Molecule: messenger RNA, 1568 nt
Organism: Thunnus maccoyii (southern bluefin tuna)
Lineage: Eukaryota; Metazoa; Chordata; Actinopteri; Scombriformes; Scombridae
Gene: tbl2
Product: transducin beta like 2
Exons: 7
Coding region: 82-1407 (441 amino acids)
Biological process (GO): endoplasmic reticulum unfolded protein response
Cellular component (GO): endoplasmic reticulum
Molecular function (GO): protein binding
Source: RefSeq, a predicted model, not a curated record
UUGGCGCAUGCGCACUGCCCCGGUAGUGUGGCAACCAAGUAGACGUUAGCGGUGCAAAAGACGUGGCACAAAACUUUCGAUAUGGAUGUAUCCGCACUGGCAGCGUUGACUUUAUUACUGGGUGCACUGGUUAUCCUGGUUGCCAUCGCGGUGGGAAGACGGAAAGAAGAACUGAGAGAGGAAACGGAACAGGCGGCGGAGUUUGCCGCCGAAAGCAAUGUUGUGAAGGGCCCUGCGUCCAAGAAGCCGAAGCAGGAGAAGCAGCGCAGCCGUAAGGAGAAAGCCUCGCAGCAUAGUUUCAGCCAUCCGCUGUUGGCAGCCUCACUAAAGAGCCACAGCGGGAACGUGACGUGCCUUGAUUUCAGCAGUAACGGGAAGUACCUGGCGUCCUGUGCUGACGACCGCACCGUCCGGAUCUGGAGCACCAAAGACUUCCUGGAGCGAGAACACAAGUGUCUGAGGGCUAAUGUGGAGCUGGAUCACGCGACACUGGUUCGCUUCAGCCCGGACUCCAGGGCGUUUAUCACCUGGUUGGCUAAUGGAGACACUAUUCGAAUCUUCAAAAUGAUCAAAAAGGAGGACGGUUCUCUAAGCUUCAAAGCCGCUCCUGAGGACUUCCCACAGAAACACAAAGCCAGCAUCCUCAACAUUGGCAUUGCAGAGACAGGCAAGUUCAUCAUGAGCGCCUCCACUGACACCAGCAUCCACAUCUGGGACCUGAAAGGAGAGGUACUGGCCUCUAUCAACACUAACCAGAUUACCAAUUCUUAUGCUGCCGUCUCCCCGUGUGGCAGGUUUGUAGCGUCCUGUGGCUUCACUCCUGACGUGAAGGUCUGGGAGGUUUGCUUCGGGAAGGGAGGAGAGUUCAAAGAGGUGGCGCGAGCUUUUGACCUGAAGGGCCACUCUGCAGGAGUUCACGCAUUCGCCUUUUCCAAUGACUCUCACAAAAUGGUCACCGUCUCCAAAGACGGUACAUGGAAGCUGUGGAAUACAGAUGUGGAGUACAAAAAGCAGCAGGAUCCCUACCUCCUGAAGACAGUUCCCUGUGCAUCAUCUGAAGGGAGCCUGGUGGCCUUGUCUCCCGACGGCCGGGUGGUGGCCAUCAGUGACGGCUCUAACGUGGCUUUGUACAACGCUGCCAGUGGCCAGCUGGAGGAGGAGCUACAUGGUGUCCACAGCGAGGAGAUCACCGACCUUAGAUUUGACAUUAGUGGGCGCUUCUUGGCGUGCAGUGGUGACAAGGCCAUCCGAGUGUUUCACAACGCCCCGGGCUACCGAGCAGCCAUCAGGGACAUGCAGGACAUGCUGAAGAAGGCCCAGAAUGAGGCCAUGAAGCAGAGACUGCAGCAGCAGAUUAAAGAGGCUCAGAGCGCCCUGGACACCGUACUGGCUGCUCCUGUCGACUGAACGAGCCUCAACCGAGAAGCCAUGCUCUGAUUAUGUCUCACUCUGACUGAUGAUCUCUUUUGCAACGUCAACUCUUUCUCUGCCACUGAAUGACCUGGUCCAGGAUUAAUGGAAUUUGCAUGUGGUUUUAAUAAAGAAUAUCUUUUUAUGGAAAGGUUAAA